Messenger RNA from Pan troglodytes (chimpanzee), 1962 nucleotides. RefSeq names its product Ly1 antibody reactive (gene LYAR). NCBI's taxonomy places the organism in Eukaryota, Metazoa, Chordata, Mammalia, Primates, Hominidae. Gene Ontology annotation, molecular function: DNA binding. Gene Ontology annotation, biological process: rRNA processing; negative regulation of transcription by RNA polymerase II. Bases 633 to 1772 code for a protein of 379 amino acids. The transcript is spliced from 10 exons. The record is from RefSeq and is a predicted model, not a curated record. Gene Ontology annotation, cellular component: nucleolus.
GAGAGGCAGGUAGCUGCGGCGCUGGGCUGGCGGCGGCGAGUCCACGUGCUCCCCGCGGCCGGUUGAAACCGUUGGCGGGCGCUGGCUGAGAGGUGAGGGGUGGUGGCCCAGAGGUCCGACCUGGGAGGCUGGGGCUCAGAGAGUGAGUAGGGGAGGGACGGGAUUUCCACCGUCAGCCCCUCUGGGUUACGCAUGGAGGAAGGAGUUCCAUUCAGAUCUCACUCCUGCUCUGGGGAAGUGGCAGGAGUCCUGGACUUAGGGUGACCAACUCGUUUUAGUUUUAAAACUUAAGGUCCCGCGUCCUGGGAACUCCCUCGGGCCUGGCCAAACCAGGACGGUUGGUCACCGCCCGACUGGGCUUCAGGCUUGCUGCAUGUUGGAGACAGGGCUCUUCUCUGAGCCUUGGGAGAUCAGUCCCUAAAGAGGAGGCCUUAGGAUGUAGCGGUCCAGAGCGCAUACUUAGGAUCAGAAUAACUACUGCGUGUGAAUCUGGGUUGCCACUACCUGGAUGUGGAAUGACCUGGUGCAAUGUUUGCUGUCUUCCAUUGGAGUGACUGAAUUUCUACAUGACGGCUUUUUGACAAGACUUAAAACCUGUCUUGGAUAGAGAAUAUUUAGCCAUUUACCUAAAAAUGGUAUUUUUUACAUGCAAUGCAUGUGGUGAAUCAGUGAAGAAAAUACAAGUGGAAAAGCAUGUGUCUGUUUGCAGAAACUGUGAAUGCCUUUCUUGCAUUGACUGCGGUAAAGAUUUCUGGGGCGAUGACUAUAAAAACCACGUGAAAUGCAUAAGUGAAGAUCAGAAGUAUGGUGGCAAAGGCUAUGAAGGUAAAACCCACAAAGGCGACAUUAAACAGCAGGCGUGGAUUCAGAAAAUUAGUGAAUUAAUAAAGAGACCCAACGUCAGCCCCAAAGUGAGAGAACUUUUAGAGCAAAUUAGUGCUUUUGACAACGUUCCCAGGAAAAAGGCAAAAUUUCAGAAUUGGAUGAAGAACAGUUUAAAAGUUCAUAAUGAAUCCAUUCUGGACCAGGUGUGGAAUAUCUUUUCUGAAGCUUCCAACAGCGAACCAGUCAAUAAGGAACAGGAUCAACAGCCACUCCACCCAGUGGCAAAUCCACAUGCAGAAAUCUCCACCAAGGUUCCAGCCUCCAAAGUGAAAGACGCCAUGGAACAGCAAGGGGAGGUGAAGAAGAAUAAAAGAGAAAGAAAGGAAGAGCGGCAGAAGAAAAGGAAAAGAGAAAAGAAAGAAGUAAAGUUAGAAAACCACCAGGAAAACUCAAGGAAUCCGAAGCCUAAGAAGCGCGAAAAGGGACAGGAGGCUGACCUUGAGGCUGGUGGGGAGGAAGUCCCUGAGGCCGAUGGCUCUGCAGGGAAGAGGAGCAAGAAGAAGCAGCAGCACAAGGACAGCGCCAGUGAGGAAGAGGCACACGUGGACGCAGGGAGGAGGAAGCGGAGGCACUCGGAAGUUGAAACAGAUUCUAAGAAGAAAAAGAUGAAGCUCCCAGAGCAUCCUGAGGGCGGAGAACCAGAAGACGAUGAGGCUCCUGCAAAAGGUAAAUUCAACUGGAAGGGAACUAUUAAAGCAAUUCUGAAACAGGCCCCAGACAAUGAAAUAACCAUCAAAAAGCUAAGGAAAAAGGUUUUAGCUCAGUACUACACAGUGACAGAUGAGCAUCACAGAUCCGAAGAGGAACUCCUGGUCAUCUUUAACAAGAAAAUCAGCAAGAACCCUACCUUUAAGUUGUUAAAGGACAGAGUCAAGCUUGUGAAAUGAACAUUCGUGUAUUGAAAAAUUGAAUCCAUUCUGCUGACUUCUUCCUUUCAUUGCUGUUUAUAAAAUGUGUAAUGAAUUCUAACAACUCAAAUUUUGCUUUUUGAAGCUGUAUUUUUAAGUUAAGAAAAAAUAUAUUUUUGGUAUAACUUUUUUGAGAAAAAUAAAAUAUAUUCUGGUCCAAACUUCUAAA